This is a messenger RNA of Vicia faba (fava bean), 1725 nucleotides long. NCBI's taxonomy places the organism in Eukaryota, Viridiplantae, Streptophyta, Magnoliopsida, Fabales, Fabaceae. The record is from the annotation of a GenBank genome assembly.
AUGGUAGUUGAGGCUUUGGUUCCUUUGCUUGAGAAUGAAGGUGUGAAUGAAGAUUAUUCAGCUUCAUAUGAUAAUGAACAGAAAGAGGAAGGGAAUCAUAAAGUCUGUUGCUCCUCCAAGGCUAACUUGCAGAUCAGGGAACUUUGGACUGAUGGACUUAUUUGUGCUUUCGAGUUCAUCCGCGGCUCUCGGAAGACUCAUUCCUCACCAGCAGUUAGGGAUGUGGCCAAGAAAAAAGAUUUUCAAGACAAUCAAGUUAAUCAAUUGAAAAGAAGUUCUAGUGGAAACGGCUUUCACGAAUCGCAUUUUCCGGUAGAGAAGUCAUCUGGUGGGUUGGAUCGUGAUGAAUUCGAUGAAAAUAACUGUUUUGCUAAAGAGGGCCAUUCUAGAAGUUACUGGAAACCAAUUGGUUGGGCUAGAGUUUCUGAACUUGUCCUGGCUGUGCAUAGUGAUGCUAGCUGGGCAUCGCAGCUGCAUGAUUUUACCGAUGAUGAAAGUGAUGUUCCUGUUGCGGAUGUAGCAACUCCUUACUGGGAAAGGCCGGUUGGUCCAAUCUGGUGGUGUCAUUUGGAUGCUGCUCAUCAGUAUGUUACGACAUGGCUUGCUAGUGCGCAGUGGCUACAUCCUGCUAUUAGCAUUGCCUUGCAUGAUGAAAGCAGGUUAAUAAGCGAUCGAAUGAAACACCUUCUGUAUGAGGUUCCUGUUCGAGUCGCUGGUGGAUUACUAUUUGAACUUCUAGGGCAGUCUGCAGGCGAUCCAUUUGCUGAGGAAGAUGACAUUCCCGUUGUAUUACGAGCAUGGCAAGCACAGAACUUUCUGGUCACAGCUUUGCAUGUUAAGGGCUCUGCGUCAAACAUCAAUGUUUUAGGUAUUUUAGAAGUUCAGGAACUUCUGGCUGGCGGAGGAGCUAACAUUCCACGCAGCAUUCACGAAGUUGUCGCACACCUAGCUUGUCGUCUUGCAAGAUGGGAUGAUAGGUUGUUUCGUAAACACAUCUUUGGGGCCGCUGAUGAAGUUGAAUUGAUGUUUAUGAACAGGAGAAACCAAGAGGAUUUGCAUCUGUUCACUAUAAUAUUGAAUCAGGAAAUUAGAAGAUUAUCAACCCAGGUUAUAAGAGUGAAAUGGUCGCUCCAUGCACGAGAGGAAAUCAUGUUUGAACUUCUUCAGCAGUUGAAAGGGAAUGUAACAAGAUCAUUACUGGCCGGAGUAAUGAAGAGUACAAGGCAAAUGAUUGAGGAGCAAGAAGCAGUUCGAGGCCGUCUCUUCACAAUCCAAGAUGUAAUGCAAAGCGCAGUCCGUGCAUGGUUGCAGGACAAAAGCCUCACGGUUACACAUAACUUGGGAGUGUUUGGUGGUUGCGGUCUUGUCCUUUCCAUCAUCACUGGACUAUUCGGCAUAAAUGUAGAUGGAAUACCUGGAUCUGAAGCAACUCCUUAUGCGUUUGUUCUUUUCUCCGUACUCUUAGUUGUGUUGGGAGCAGUUCUGAUUGGAAUUGGAUUGCUUUAUCUUGGGCUGAAAAAACCCAUCGUUGAAGAAAAUGUUGUAGUGAGAAAACUAGAGCUUCAAGAGCUGGUUAGGAUGUUCCAACAUGAAGCAGAAACUCACGCCCAAGUAAGGAAAACGGUGCCUCACAAGGAUGUUCCUCAAACUGCAGCUGUUAGGCCACCAAAUGGCGUGAAUCGUCGCUUCAUGAUUUCAAAUGAGAAAUGUAUUUUUACUGCUUAA